This is a messenger RNA of Haemonchus placei, 897 nucleotides long. NCBI's taxonomy places the organism in Eukaryota, Metazoa, Nematoda, Chromadorea, Rhabditida, Trichostrongylidae. The record is from the annotation of a GenBank genome assembly.
AUGGCAAGGCAUACCGGAAUCCGUAACUUGCGGCAAGACCAAGUUGAUGCCAUAACUCGGAGCCUCCACGCAGGCUUAACAUCAAGGCAAGUUUCAGAAAUUCAAGGAGUGACAACUAGAUGUGUUCAAAGGAUUUGGAAGAAAUAUAAGGACACAGGGUCGGUAGAAGUCAAAAAACACCCAGGAGCAGCGAGAACGACGUCUCGUCUUGUGGACAAGAAUAUUGUGCGGCUUGCAAGGAACGAUCCGCGUCUCACUGCAGCCGAGAUUCUUCGCGAAAUAUCGACGCCCGAAGGACCUAACCCAUCUUUGAGCACUGUACAACGUCGACUGAGAGAGGCCGGUUUGUUUGGACGACGUCCAGCAAAGAAACCACUGAUUUCCGCUAAGAAUCGCAAAGCGCGUCUCGACUGGGCUCAAGCUCACAAGAACUGGACCGUUCGGCAGUGGCGUAAGGUCAUCUGGAGCGAUGAAUCGAAGUUUUUGCUGUUUGGGACGGAUGGAAUCAAGUUUGUGCGACGUCCUGUCGGUACCAGAUACCAUCCGAGUUACCAGCUGCCGACCGUGAAGGGUGGUGGAGGUUCGGUGAUGGUCCACGGUAGCUUCUGUGGCAAAGGAGUUGGUCCCCUUCAUCGGAUUGAGGGUAAGAUGGAUGCGAAGAUGUACCUUAAUAUCAUGGAGACUGUGAUCUGGCCGUUUUUUCGCAGUACUGCUCGCAGUGGCUUCAUUUUCCAACAAGACAACGACCCGAAACACAAAUCGAAGCUGCUCACCAAAUGGUUCCGCGACAACAACGUCCCUCUGCUGACGUGGCCGUUGCAGCCUCCCGAUCUGAAUCCCAUCGAACAUCUAUGGGAAAGACUUGAGCACCAAGNCACGAAAAGUUCCUUCAGCUGA